GUACCGCGGUCAUAUACCCCAUAGACACAACGCCUUUGUUUGUUUCUUGUGAGAAACAAACAAAAACAUCAACUCCUCUCUCUCCUCUUCAUCUGUAUAGAUAAAUCAAUACAAAAACACACACACACACACAAAGACUCGGAUUUGAGUCGGAAAGAAUCACAGAGCUCAGAGCAGAGAGUACUCUCAGCACACACACAAAAUGGGGAAAGGUGGCGCUCUGAGCGAAAGCGUCCUGAAGAAGAUCGUCCUAUCCUACACCUACGUAGGAAUCUGGAUCUUCCUGAGCUUCACCGUCAUCGUGUACAACAAGUACAUUCUCGACAAGAAGAUGUACAACUGGCCAUUUCCGAUCUCUCUAACCAUGAUCCACAUGGGUUUCUGUUCUUCCAUCGCCUUCUGCCUUGUCCGAGUUUUCCGUCUCGUGGAACCAGUUUCCAUGUCAAGAGAUCUCUACCUUUCAUCGGUGGUACCCAUCGGAGCUCUCUAUUCUCUCUCUCUCUGGCUUUCUAACUCGGCCUAUAUCUAUCUCUCUGUCUCAUUCAUCCAAAUGCUCAAAGCUUUGAUGCCUGUAGCUGUGUAUUCAAUUGGGGUUUUGUUCAAAAAGGAUUCUUUCAAAUCUGAUACAAUGGCCAACAUGCUCUCGAUCUCUGUCGGUGUGGCCAUCGCCGCCUACGGUGAAGCGAGGUUUGAUUCAUGGGGUGUUUUCCUUCAAUUGGGUGCUGUUGCUUUUGAGGCCACAAGGCUUGUCAUGAUUCAGAUCUUGCUCGCCUCUAAAGGCAUAACCUUAAAUCCCAUUACCUCGUUGUACUAUGUUGCUCCUUGCUGUUUCGUUUUCUUGCUAGUUCCAUGGAUCUUCGUCGAAUUGCCGGUUUUGAGAGAGUCUUCGAGUUUCCAUUUUGAUUUCGUGAUCUUUGGGACUAAUUCUCUCUGUGCUUUUGCUUUGAAUCUUGCUGUGUUUUUGCUUGUGGGAAAAACUUCGGCUUUGACCAUGAAUGUGGCUGGUGUGGUGAAAGAUUGGUUGUUGAUUGCGUUUUCUUGGUCUGUCAUUAAGGACACGGUCACACCCCUUAAUUUGUUUGGGUACGCGCUUGCUUUCUUGGGUGUUGCGUACUAUAACCAUUCCAAAUUGCAGGCCUUGAAGGCGAAAGAGACGCAGAAGAAGGCGGCACAGGCCGAUGAAGAGGCCGGGAGGUUGUUGGAGGAGAGGGAAGGAGAUGGAAUGGGAAAGAAGAGUGAAUCACAGGAUUAGUUAUUUAUUUUUAGAGAAAGUGAAAUGGAGGAAAAGAAAAGGAGUAAUGAAAAUAAGAAGAGAGAAGAAGAUGAAGAAAGAGGCUGGGUGCCUUCGGAUAGAUUUGGGUUUGGUAAUGUUGUCCUGUAUUUGAUUUGGCUGUUUCUUUUAGUAAUGUUUAAGGAUUUGAGAUUCAAUCUGUUGCUUAUAGGGCCCAUUCAUGUAUCUUAGAUUAGUAGAGUAAGAAUCUCAAAUGCCCUUCUUUCUUCUUUUUUCUUACUUAUGUUUGUUGAGGAGCUCGUUCUUCUUAUGACAUUUUCAGUAUGCUUAUUUAUUCAUAUUUGUUUCGUUUA
Messenger RNA from Quercus robur (English oak), 1584 nucleotides. RefSeq names its product probable sugar phosphate/phosphate translocator At4g32390. Gene Ontology annotation, cellular component: endosome; Golgi apparatus; trans-Golgi network. The transcript has a single exon. Gene Ontology annotation, molecular function: antiporter activity. Bases 203 to 1252 code for a protein of 349 amino acids. The record is from RefSeq and is a predicted model, not a curated record. NCBI's taxonomy places the organism in Eukaryota, Viridiplantae, Streptophyta, Magnoliopsida, Fagales, Fagaceae.